UACAUAAGUAUGUCGGAGCAUUGGUAGCAUUAUUUGAAUUUAGUACAGCAACAUGAAUAUUGUGUGUGUCAAAAUUGUAAUAAAGAAGAAUAGAGAAAACAGAACAACCGUCAUUGCUGUCUUGUAUUCUUUAUAUCACCGAGAGUCGGCGAGAGGACUAACUGUAAAUCCUCUCACUGAGUGAGACCCGUGCCUACGUGUUUGGUGUAUUGCCUCUUCCGUUGGUUCGUUCUGUGUACAUCACUCGAAGAAGUGUGUGAGCGAGACUGGACUGGCUAUUUGCGGUGUGUGCGAAUGAGCAGGAUGGCAAGUGUGUCAUGAGCAAGCUGCGCAACAGAUUUUGGCGACGAGCGAGCGUGCAUGAAAAGAGAGAAGGCAGUCUUGGGAGAAUAUUCGUAGUACACAGACGAUAUUUUUGUGAUACGACUACAAGUGGAACGAUGGCACCAACGAAGGGAACGGGGCUCGCUGCUCGAGGUGCUAAGAACACUGAAGAAAUUGACGCUUCGACAUCAGAAGUGGGAUUCGACCCUCCUAACUCUGAGUUGCGACAAAUUUUGGAGCAACAAAAUAGAAAUUUUAUGGAGUUGCUGCGAACAGUGCAGGCUAGCGCAGCGCCUCGUGAGCCAAAGACGGUGUUUUUACCAAAAUACAAUCCCGAAGCUGCUGGCGCCGAUCCAUGUGCUUGGAGUAUUACGGCCGACAUGAUUUUUACUGAUAACCCACUUGAGGGUAGUGCACUUGUGAUCGCUCUCAGCAAAGCUUUGGAGGGCAAUGCAUCUCAAUGGCUUUCACAGAUCUGUUUUCCUGGCAUGACUUGGGUUGAAUUCAAGCAACUAUUUACGCAAAGAUUUGUCGGCGUAGAAACAGCUGCAGCAACACUUCUCAAGCUGCUAGAAGGACGCCCAGGGAUUGGAGAGUGCAUGUCGUCGUAUGCAAGCCGCCUAGUCACUUCGCUAAUGACGAAAAUGAAAAAUAUGGAGCGCGAGGAAUUGUUGGUGUCAGUUGUACUUGCGCAUACUGCGCAACUGGACAGCAGACUGAAAAAGCUUGUGUGCACCACAAACAUCAAGUCGCGUAGCGAAUUGCAGCAACAGUUGCAGGUAUACGAAAUCGGGCAGCGUCAAGAGACUUCGAAGGCAGACACAACUUUGGGGCCAGAAAGGAAGAAGCAGAAAUUUUCAAACAUCAUUUGCCAUUAUUGUGGAAAGUCAGGGCACAAAAUCGCAGACUGCCGCCAGAAGAAAAGUCGGGAAUCACAAUCAUCGGGGAGCGGGCAUGCUGGAGGCGUUGGUAUGAAGCCAAAAGAGCAAAAGUCGAACGUAAUAUGCUAUAAGUGUGGACAGGCUGGACACAUUUCUACUGGGUGCUCUUUGAUUGGACAAAGCACUGAAAAGAGAGUUAACAUAUGUUCGGUAAUGGAACCAAAAGGUGUGCUCGUUCAUUCUGGUGAGUUCGUUGAUUUUUGCUUUGAUUCCGGAGCCGAGUGUUCACUCAUUAAGGAAAGCGCUGCUGGGAAAUUCUCUGGAAAAAGACUUCAUAAUGUAGUAAUGCUUAAGGGUAUUGGAAACGAUUCUGUAUGUAGCUCUACGCAAAUUUUGACCAAUGUUACCAUUAAUGACUUUAUCCUGGAAAUGUUAUUUCAUGUCAUUAUGGACAAGUACUUGAAACACGAUAUCAUGAUAGGCAGGGAGAUUUUAAGUCAAGGUUUCGGAGUGACGAUUGAGUCAGACAGAUUCUGCAUUUAUAAAGUAAAACUGAUUAAUGUUGUAACUGAACCCAAAACAUAUGAAAAUUGUAUUAACGAAAAUGUAGAGUUGAAUGAAGCUGACAAGAGCCGUUUAAUAAACGUCUUGAAACCAUACAUGCAACACUUUAUCUCAGGAGUUCCAAAGACACAAGUUAACACAGGUCAGUUAGAAAUUCGUUUAAUAGAUCCAAAUAAAACGGUACAAAGGCGACCAUAUAGGCUUAGUGUAGAUGAGAAGCAAACUGUUCGUGCAAAGAUUGACGAGUUGUUGACGGCAAAUAUUAUAAGACCGAGCUGUUCCCCAUUUGCGAGUCCAAUUUUAUUGGUAAGAAAGAAAAACGGAACUGAUCGCUUAUGCGUCGACUAUAGAGAGCUAAACGCUAAUACAGUGUCGGAUAAAUUCCCAUUGCCUCUUAUCUCGGAUCAAAUUGCAAGGUUGCGUAGGGGAAGGUAUUUUUCUUGUCUGGACAUGGCCAGCGGAUUCUACCAAAUACCUAUUCACCCAGAUUCGAUAGAGCGUACGGCAUUUGUUACACCGGAAGGGCAGUUCGAAUUUGUGGCAAUGCCGUUUGGUUUAAAGAAUGCUCCGUCUGUGUUUCAGCGGGCAAUAAUAAAAGCGUUGGGGCCACUUUCGUAUUCGUAUGUUGUGGUUUACAUGGAUGAUGUAUUGGUCGUGGCCGAAACUAAAAUGGAGGCAAUUUCAAGAUUACAGACAGUCAUAGAAACUCUCAUUCAAGCUGGAUUCUCAUUUAAUUUCGAAAAAUGUACAUUUUUAAAAUCAAAAUUGAGUAUCUCGGUUACGAAGUAGAGGCAGGUGAGCUUAGACCUAAUCCUCGAAAGUUGCAG
Messenger RNA from Drosophila yakuba, 2596 nucleotides. RefSeq lists its product as uncharacterized. The record is from RefSeq and is a predicted model, not a curated record. Lineage: Eukaryota; Metazoa; Arthropoda; Insecta; Diptera; Drosophilidae. The transcript has a single exon. Bases 318 to 2558 code for a protein of 746 amino acids. Gene Ontology annotation, molecular function: zinc ion binding; nucleic acid binding.